AUGCCUAUAAACAACGCUUCGAGCCAGCCAUGUCGGUACCGAAGUCGAUCUCAUCGCGUCUGUUUUAUCUACGGCAAGUCCCCGGAGGGAUCUGAUCGGCGCAACCCGACGCGGCUCUGGCCCGUGGUCUUCAGAUCGCAAAGGGCCCGUCUAUCUCCAAUCUCCGCCCGCGUUCGAGCGAUAUCGGGCAGGGCCAGCUGUCUCCUUAAUGCUAUGGCGAAUGGAGGAAAAUUGGAGAGGCAUAUGCCCAAUGGUGGGCGAACACAUGCUGAA
Molecule: messenger RNA, 273 nt
Organism: Iphiclides podalirius (scarce swallowtail)
Lineage: Eukaryota; Metazoa; Arthropoda; Insecta; Lepidoptera; Papilionidae
Source: the annotation of a GenBank genome assembly